This is a messenger RNA of Paramisgurnus dabryanus, 3051 nucleotides long. NCBI's taxonomy places the organism in Eukaryota, Metazoa, Chordata, Actinopteri, Cypriniformes, Cobitidae. The record is from RefSeq and is a predicted model, not a curated record.
UCGUGGGAAUGUUUAGCGGUCGCGCGAGUUUUCAGACUUAUUUGUGAGUAACGCAAUUUAUUUAGCAAAAGUUAUACAGCAUGAACGAUUGACAUAUGGACAUUUACUUAGCUGGCUUGAAGUUUAAAGAUGUGGCUGAUUGUUUCGCCAUAUAAAUACGUCUUGAUUUACUUGACGCUCUGAUUUUUUCAAAUAAGAACAGACCACAAGCAUCAGCUGUCAUCAUGACCCCUAAGAUGCAGCAGGCAUCUCUUCCUCAAUGGGAGAUGAGGAUCUACUGGAUUCUUUCAUUUAUCUCCCACCUCUACUCCUUCUACCAGCUGCACAAGUUUUCCGAAGAGCAUGAAGUCAGUCUGGACAGAGAUGUUCAGUUGGAUAAAGGAUUUCUUAUAUGGGGCUUUAAGAAGGACCCCACAGAUUUUGAAUGGAGUUUUUGGAACGAAUGGGCAUGGAGGUCUCUUCUUUGGUCUCUGAUUGGCCAUGCUAUAGUGUCCAGACUGACAGCUCAUUACCUGCCUCAGUACAGAAUGGCGGUCUAUACAAUUUAUGGCAUUGUCUCAGCCGGAUGGCUUCUUGGAGUUUGGGGCGUGGCUCUAUUGAUGCUUCAUCUGAGCAUCUCAUUGGCUGUUGCUCAGCUACGUAGCCCCACCCAGUCAUGGUGUUGCAGCCUCCUGUUGCUCUGCACGCUCAAUAUCAAUCCUGUUCAGGACUUACAGCGUGGUUGGUACACUUCUGAGGAUCAGUACUACCUCUUGCUCUUCAGUUCUGCCGUUUGCGGUUUGCGCUGCAUUAGCUUUAGUUUAGAGCUUUGCUGGCGCCCCCUAGAGGCUGGAGGACCAAACAACCACUGCUCAUCUGUACAGAAUGAAGGACUGAAGCCAAUAUUUUCUCAAUUUUACGAGCUUACUGCUUACUGCUUUUAUCAUCCUCUGUUCUACAACGGACCCAUCAUAACCUACAAGGACUUCAGCGAACAGAUAAAUCGGCCAGUAUCUAAAGUUUCUGCAGCGUAUGUCCUCGGUGGGAUCGUUCGUUUGUGCGUCUGGUGGUGUUUAGCUGAAAUUAUGAUCCAGCUAAUGUACAUGCACGCCAUCCAGGGCAAUGAAACCUACCUGGAGGUCCUUCCACCCUGGGCUCUGGGUGGAUUGGCUCUCGCUUUAGUGCAGUUUUUCUACGUGAAAUAUCUGGUGUUUUUCGGCUCCGUAUCUCUGCUUGUCAAGUUGGAUGGACUGGACCCGCCUACAUUACCUCGCUGUGUCAGCAUCAUGUACAGCUUCACCGGGAUGUGGAGACACUUUGACGUGGGACUCUACAAAUGGCUCAUUAGGUACAUAUACUUUCCGCUGGGCGGCUCGCGUCACGGUGCGGUCCGAAAGCUGGUCUCAGCGGCGCUGGCGUUCGGGUUUGUGUGUUUCUGGCACGGUUGCCAUGACUACCUGCAGUGCUGGGCCCUGCUGAACUGGGUCGGAGUGUCGGUGGAGAACGCUCUCACCCUCCUGUUCUCCUCUCCUCCUCUUCGUCAUGUUAUCGUGCGCUAUCUGUCUCCCCGAAUGCAGAGGCGUGGCUUUGCACUUAUCUCCGCCUUUUCCACCGCUAUGCUAAUUCUGUCCAAUCUGGUAUUUCUGGGUGGAAUCCACGUGGGUAAAAUCUUCUGGAAGAGGGUGUUUGUUCAAGGUUGGUCCUCUAUAGCCGUUCCCAUGCUUGCUUUUCUCUAUUGCUUCGCUCAGGUUGGCAUUGAGUGGGACAUGAGAUGACAUCACUGCGGCUCGGUGUGGCAUCACAGAAGGACUACGUAUUUUACAGAGACAAUGGUAUUAAAAGUUUUACUGCUCCCAAUUUGGACACUUGCAAGAUCCUUGCAAGAAACAACAGGUGCAUUUCUAUUAUCUACUGAAACGUGUUUGUUAUAUAGUAUAAUGUGUGUAUGUGGCAUUGAAAAGGAUGUGCUGCUCCAGGUGUGCGUUUGAUGCUUAAUCCUGUCGCUGCUUUAUGAGUUUGUCUGAACACUGAUGGUGACACAUCGGUCUGAUCAACGGCCAGGAAACAGGAGACGACCCGAUCAUUACCCACCCUCCACGUUUCUCCAUCUGUGUAUAUUUUCAUCCUCUGCUUCGUUUUGGCCGUCUGAUCUUUCUUGUGCUGAUCUCUCUCUGUCUUGUCUCAUUUUCCUAUCCAUCACUCGCUCUGUCUGUCAUCAUCUGUGGCUUUCUCACAAUGUAUCUUCUUACUAAGAGCUCAAGCUGCUAUGCGUUUAAUGAGAUUACUCAUCUGAGGUCUGAGCCUGUUGUUUGCACUUUCUUAGAGUUUAUGUGUGUGCUAUAAAGGAGGAUUACACUUUUAAGAGCUUUAUCUGUGCAGCACCUUUAUUAGCAUCAGAUUAAUGACUCCUAAUCUCUCUCGCUCUCUCUCUCUCGCUCUCUCUCUCUCUCUCUCUCCCUCUCUCUGUCUGUAUAUGAUGUUAUUUCAGUAUGGUAAAGGUCAUGUGUGACCUGCUCUUUCCAUGAGUCACAUUAAAACGGCUCACACAGGUCCUUGAUGUGUGUUUGUAUGUGCGGGUGUGUUUUCAACGCAGGUCACUCCGAUAUUAAUGAUCGUUGAUUAAAUAUGCAACAUUGGAGUGCAAAUAAUUACACAAACUUAACAUUUCAAUGUGCUUAAAGCUGAUGUAUUGACAUUUUUCCCUUCAGUGUACUUAAUUAUUUGUGUUUAAAGGGGACAUGGUAUGCCAAUUUUGUAAAGAUGUAAUAUAAGUCUCAGGUGUGUGCAGAAUGUGUCAGUGAAGUUUCAGGUCAACAUACCUCACAGAUCAUUUAUUAUUGCACGUCCACAAAGUGCUGUUUUAAUGUGUGUACCUUUAAAUGCAAAUGAGCUUUCAGCUCUAAUUAGAUCUGAUUUCUGUGAAUACAGUCUGGCACAAUAGUAUCUUUAGCCGCAUUAGUGCUAUAAAGUGCUAACAAACACAUUUAGAAAAGCUUUUGGGUAAAGUUCAUACUUGUCAACAUUGGGAUUUGAAAAUAAGGAAAAUUUCCCAACCCUAACAACCCCCCCCCA